CUUUCUGAAGAGAGAAAAGUGGAAAAGGCGGCACAUGCACCAGCGAUGGGCCCUGUGAGCACGAGCAGGAGGGGCCUCCGGCUAGGAAUCAGCCUGAUCCUUCUUCAAGUUGGUGUGGUGGGCGCCUGUACUGUAUCUGUGCUACAGCCAGGUUACCUAGAGGUGGACUACACGUCUCAGACUGUCACCAUGGAGUGUACCUUUUCUACAACUGGAUGCCCUGCAGUGCAACCAAAAAGCUUGUGGUUUCGCUGUGGCACUCACCAGCCUGAAGCUCUGUGCUUGGACGGAUGCAGAAAUGAGGCAGACAAGUUCACAGUGAAAGAAACCCUGGACCAGAACCGAGUCUCCCUCACUGUUAACAGGCUGUCUCCAAAUGACAGUGCAAUCUACAUCUGUGGAAUAGCAUUUCCCAAUGAAAAGGUACCAACAGCCAAACAGACUGGAGACGGGACUACACUGGUGGUAAGAGAAAGACUUUUCAGCAGGGAGGUGCACAGUCUCCUGAUAGUGCUCUUAGCACUGCUCGCAGUCUACGUCACCGGUGUGUGUGUGAUCUUCAUAGUCCUCUUCAGAUCAAAAUCUAACACUCCAAGAAGCAGAGAAACCAAGGAAGACUCGAAAAAGAAGAGUGCUCGACGUAUCUUCCAGGAAAUUGCUCAAGAAUUAUACCAUAAGAGAUAUGUGGAAACAAGUCAUCAGCCUGAGCAAGACGGCAAUUAUGAAAACAGAAAAGCACUCCCCAGCCCUGGAAGACCAUAGAUGUGCUGACUUUUUACUUAAACCAUUGACAGUGCAACUCCAGAAUCUAUGGCAGUGUGAAUGGACAUACAGCAAUCCAAACAACAGCAAAGAGAGCUGAGGUGUAGCUUGAGUGGCAAAGUGCUUGCCCAGUAGGCAUGAAGUCUUAGCUUUGAUCCUCAGCACCACAUAACUCAGCAAAGUGACACAAGCCUGUAUUCCCAACAUUGUGUAGUAGUAUAAAAAGUCAGAAGUUCAAGGUCAUCCCUGACUAUAGGAUGAACCUGAAGUCAGAGACAUGUUAUCUUGUCUCAAAAACACUGCCACCACCAAGAGAAAAGGGCAGGACAAGUGGGAAAACAGCCAGUCACGCCAGAAGGCAGAGCGGAAGUAACUGUCACGAACCAUAAUGAUGGAAUGUGAAAACCUCAAGAAAACUCAACUGGAGGACCUUUUUUCUAAUUUUCCAGGAACAGUCUAAGGAGCCUCAUUUUAAAGAAAAACUUCACCUUCAGCUUUUAAAAACUGUUAUCAUGUGCAUCUUGUCAGUCUACCCAACAUACUAGAUGUGUGAUGGCCAUUAACUGGAAGAAAGCUUCAAGUCAAACCACAGGUCUCAAUUCUGAGGGGAAAAAAUACUUUCCUGAGUUGUAGAAAUGAUGAAACAAUUAGAAUCAAGUGAGAAGGGCAAAAGGAGUGAGGAGAAGAUCAAUUUUUAGGUAAAAGAAACUCAUUGCAAACAAUAUCUUGGAACAAAAAUGACUUCUUCAGAUACUGUAAUGGAGCAGUGGGCAGUGAACAUUCUCCAGCUGAGGUAUACAAAACAACUUAGGCUGUACCAGCAACAAAACAAUACUGAAAGACUAGAGGAAGACUCUAAACAGAGGAAGCCCAAAGCCUGUGAGAAAAUGCCUCAGGAAUGCAGACAACUGACUCUAGAUGUCAGUGUGGUGCCAAAGAACUGCAGACCUAGUGAGCUUGAAAGGAGGGCCUGAUACAGAAGGUCCUCACUAUCUCACUGAGGUGACCUAAGCCAGGUAUGGUGGCACCUACCUGCCUUUAAUCCUAACACUGAGGCAGAGGGAGGUGGAUCUCUUAGUUCAGGCCUAAGAUCUAAGAUCAAGUUCCAGGACAGCCAAGGCUGUUAAACAGAAAAACAUUGUCUGAAAAAAAACAGUGGUGGGGGAGGGGGAAUUGUUCUUUGAAUGUAAGUACCAACGAGCACACUGCUCACCAACUCGAUCACAGUGUAUGACCUCAGUCAGGCGCUUCUAAACAGUAAUAAACGUAAAUGGUACGCACUCUUCAAAUACAGUCUUCACACACUUCAAAGUCUCUUUGGAAGAGUCUGAAACUUGUGGCUCAAAUCCUGAUAUGUGUCCCAAAAACUGGAGAGGAAGAAGUGGAUAACCUCAUCUUAUUUCCAUGCACAUGCACACACGUGCACAUGCAUGCACACAAGUACAUUUGCAAUUUACAUACACAAAAGGAAUAAAAUUGGCAUACACAGC
Molecule: messenger RNA, 2252 nt
Organism: Rattus norvegicus (Norway rat)
Lineage: Eukaryota; Metazoa; Chordata; Mammalia; Rodentia; Muridae
Gene: Igsf6
Product: immunoglobulin superfamily, member 6
Exons: 6
Coding region: 46-762 (238 amino acids)
Cellular component (GO): membrane
Source: RefSeq, marked validated